AUGGCAGUCCCGAUUUUGAGUUUUGUCCUGGUUUUCUUUGCUGCUUCCGUUUCUGCUACUUCACCCUUGGGAGGAUCUAACGCAACGAAUUGUGAUGGUUACUGUUUGAAUGGCGGAACAUGUCAAAUGCAGCCCACCGGACCGAUCUGUGAAUGUAGACCUGGAUUUUUUGGAGAAGGGUGUCAAUACGCCCGAGAUCCCUGUCACGGCUUUCCCUGUCGUAACGGUGGUAGCUGCACUGCUCCAGUAGAUGUUCCGAUGUGCAUCUGUCCAGCUGGAUUUACGGGGGUGUACUGUGAGGAAGCUUUUCUAGAUCCUUGUCACGGCUUUCCCUGUCGUAACGGUGGUAGCUGCACUGCUCCAGCAGAUGCUCCGAGGUGCAUCUGUCCAGCUGGAUUUACGGGGGUGUACUGUCAGCAAGCUCUCCGAGAUCCCUGUCACGGAUUUCCUUGUCUUAACGGUGGUAGCUGCACUGCUCCAGCAGAUGCUCCGAUGUGCAUAUGUCCAACUGGAUUUACCGGGGAUAACUGUGAGCAAGAAAGCUGCAGUGAUGUUUGGAACUGUGUAACGAACCCAUGUCGAUAUUCACAAUGUUUCGCAUACCCUGGUGCUGUGUGUCGGCCAAACUAUUGUGGAGGGUGCUACGCCGAUUUCUACGUUGAUGGCGUCUUGGUGAACUGUUCUGCAUGCCCCGAGGGUAUGACGUUUGAGGAGUGUGGAUCGGGAUGUGGCCCUGCGAGUUGUGACAGUCCUCCAAGAGUUAUAUGCCCAGCAGUAUGCCUCCCUGGGUGCUACUGUCCCGUAGGUCUCGUAAAGGAUUAUCCGUCAAACGGCAACCAAUGCAUCGAACCUGCUGCGUGCCAAGAGCCACCUUCCUGUCCAGAGGGUAUGACCUAUGAAGAAUGCGGAUCUGGAUGUGGCCCUUUCAGCUGCGAUAACCCUCCGAUAAGGGGAGAUUGUCCAGAAAUAUGUAACCCUGGUUGUUACUGUCCAGAAGGACUCGUCAAGGAUCGGGACAAUGGCUAUCAAUGUCUUCCGCCGAGUGUCUGUUAUGAACCAAGUUCUUGUCCACCGGGUCUGGUCUAUGAGGAAUGCGGUUCAGGAUGUCGUCCAUUCAGUUGUGAUAACCUGCCUCGAGAUAUAUGCCCACGAAUAUGCCGUCCAGGCUGCUACUGUCCCGAAGGCCUUGUCCUUGAUCAAGAUUAUGGGGAUCGGUGCAUCCCUGUUGAUCAGUGCCACGGUAUGUAG
Messenger RNA from Lytechinus variegatus (green sea urchin), 1248 nucleotides. Its product is annotated as fibropellin-1-like. NCBI's taxonomy places the organism in Eukaryota, Metazoa, Echinodermata, Echinoidea, Temnopleuroida, Toxopneustidae. The transcript has 7 exons. Gene Ontology annotation, molecular function: calcium ion binding. The record is from RefSeq and is a predicted model, not a curated record. The coding region runs from base 1 to 1248 and encodes 415 amino acids.